UCACAAUACAUGUAGAUGUAGUUGAUCAGGAGACAACAACAAUAACAUAGGUAAUAAUAAUAACAACAAUAACCUUGGUGACAACGACAGAAUAACAAUGAAAAGACAUACAAUUUGUACAAUAUUUUUUUUCACAUUUCUGAUAAAUGUCAUACUUGGUGUAAAAAGGGAGCAAGAUGGACCAGUUGUCACAAUCAACAGUGGAAAAAUACAGGGUGUCUCAAAACCAGGAUUGGAUGUUUUUUAUGGUAUACCUUAUGCUGCUCCACCCACAGGAGAACUCAGAUGGAAGAGGCCACAACCAGUAGCAGAGUGGGGAGAGACAAAUACCCGAAUGACAAAAACACGAACUUCAGCCUGUCCACAAGAAAUCAUGACUGUUGGACUUUGCAGCUUGGGUUUUUGUCCAAAACAAGUAUCAGAGGACUGUCUCCACAUGAAUAUAUUUGUUCCUCAACAGACAAACAACAAUAUGAAUGCCACUUUAACAUAUGCAGUAAUGGUAUUCAUCCAUGGUGGGGCUUUUGAAUCUUUUGCGGGAACAAACAAGAUGUUUGAUGGAGACUCUAUAGCUAAAGAAGGAAAUGUGAUUGUAGUCACGUUCAACUACAGGCUGGGGUUGUUUGGGACCUUCUACACUGAAGGUACAACUGAAGAUGGGAAUUUUGCACUUUUUGAUCAGCAAAUGGCGCUAGAAUGGGUCCACACAAACAUACAUCACUUCAAAGGAGAUCCAAAUAAGGUAACAAUUGUAGGGCAAAGUGCAGGAGCUCAAUCCGUUGGAUUCCACCUUACAAACCCAAAAUCAAGCGACUUCUUCUCGCAAGCCAUAAUAAUGAGUCUACCAGCUGUUCCGUUUAAAACACUACAACAAGCCAUGGUGGUAUCAAGCAUUAUUGCGACACAUGUAAAUUGUACCCCAGGAGAUUUUGUAUGUCUUCGCGCUACCCCAAUGGAGCAGUUGAUCGAUGUUGUGCAUGACAACCGCAAGCAGAUAACGGAUGCAGUUGUUGUCAGGGCCAAUGGGACAGCAUUGGAUACAUUUGAAUUGUUUACACCAUACAUUGAUGGUGAUCUGAUUACAGAGAGAAGCAUGGUUGAUAUCUUCCAGAAUGCACCACCAUUGAAACCUGUUAUAUAUGGAACUAUGGGACAAGAGGCAAUCUCUUAUAUAGGUCCCUAUAUAUCAAUGCUGAAAGAUGUUACUCCCUCGGCGGCUCUUGCUGUACUAAAAGGAAUAGAUGCAAUACCAGAUAUGACAAGGGAUGCUCUAAAAGGCUAUCUUGCAGGGUCUAAUGACACAAUUGAGGUGGUUGAAAAACUAGGGAAUGACUUAUUGUUCAGAUGCCCAGCGCGUAAACUUCUCGAAUUCACCAUAAAGGCAGGAAACCACGAAGUCUGGUUAUAUCAGAACAUGAAUUCGAUAUCUUCAACAGGCCCAAACCUGACUGCUGAUGCUUGUAACAAUCAACCUUGUCAUGGUAGCGAUCUGGCGUACCUUUUCAAUGCAUUACACCAUAUACAGCAAAACGUCCAAAUCAAGUUUGGAUCUGAUGAAAAACAAGUGUCAAGGGAUUUAAUUCAAUACUGGACAAAUUUCAUUAAAUUUGGAAAUCCGAAUGGUGAAAUGGGUAGUCAUGUAUCGUGGCCUAUGUAUGAGCUUAAUAAUGGUAAAAAGAGUUUAUGUUUGAAUGUGAAAAAUAAUAAAAUUGAAGAGAAUUCUGGUGGUAGUCUAUGCGAUGCAUUAGACCCAUAUCUAUAAGCAUUAUUAACUCUGGGACCAUAAUUGGUAUUAUCAAAUUAGCUGUAUGUUUACCCAUGAUAUUAAACUCAUAAUUAAUAUAUCGAUGAUAAUAAACUAGAACAGAUUUUCUGGAAUCUUAUUAAAUUUUACAUGUCAGUAUUCCAGACACCCUCAAAUGUACAAUUUAUAUGCAGAUAACAUUUACCUUAUACUAAAUUCUACACAUGAUCAAUUUCAUUUUGGGUUAUGUAUUCUCUCUAAUAGAUACCCAUACUCCAAUAACGUAUCCCCAGGGAUUUUGUCAUCUCCUACAUGAGGAGAGAGACUAGAUGGCCACAAUAAAGGUUACGCAGAAUGCCCAAAAACAAUCAGUUCUAGACUU
Owenia fusiformis is the source of this 2126-nucleotide messenger RNA. The record is from the annotation of a GenBank genome assembly. NCBI's taxonomy places the organism in Eukaryota, Metazoa, Annelida, Polychaeta, Sabellida, Oweniidae.